Molecule: messenger RNA, 879 nt
Organism: Ilyonectria robusta
Lineage: Eukaryota; Fungi; Ascomycota; Sordariomycetes; Hypocreales; Nectriaceae
Exons: 1
Coding region: 1-879 (292 amino acids)
Source: RefSeq, a predicted model, not a curated record
AUGGCCGUCCCAACUCCCGUUUGGUUCAUCACCGCCGCCUCCUCUGGCUUCGGACAUGAACUAUCCAUGAUUGCCCUCAAGCGCAGCCACAAGGUCAUUGCUACCGCCCGCAAGACAUCUCGCAUCCAGGACCUCGCCGAUGCUGGCGCCGACACUAGGGCCUUUGACGUCACGUCGCCUCUCAGCGACAUCGAGGCCCUCGCCAAAGACGUCUUUGCCAAGUACGGCCGCGUCGACUACCUGAUCAACGCUGCUGGCUACAUCCUUGCUGGCGCUGUCGAGGAAGCGACCCCUGAGCAGGUGUACGACUCCUUCAACACCAACGUCUUUGGCACCAUGAACACCGUCAAGGCGUUUCUGGCGGGCAUGAGGGCGCAACCCAAGGGCGCAAACGACACGCGCGGGACCAUUGUGACGUUUGGCAGCAUCGGCAGCUGGCGAGGAGGCGCGGGCUUCCCAGUCUACGCCAUGACCAAGUCGUGCAUGUCGUCGCUCGCCGAGUCGCUCAAGCAGGAGGUUGCGCCGUUCGACAUUGUCGCCACCGUCGUCGAGCCGGGCUACUUCCGCACCAACUUCCUGAACCCGGACGUCAAGGUCAUGACGCCCGUUAUCGACGCCUACGACGAGACCACGCCGACGGGCCAGAUGCGGAAGGCUCUGGAGCGCACCGACGGCAACCAGCCGGGAGACGUGAGGAAGGGCUGCGCGGUGAUUGUGGAUGUGCUGACGCAGACGGGCGUUGGAGAGGGCAAGCAGGUUCCGGUGCGGAUUUGCCUGGGGCCCGAUGCAGAUGCGUUUAUCCGGAGCAAGUGCAGCGAUACGAUCCAGCUGCUGGAUGAGUGGAAGGACGUGACUCUGAGUACUGAUCACACUGAUUAG